AUGACUACUAAAGAAGACGUAAUUAGCAGCGACACUGCUGAAAAAGUCUCAAAAUAUGUGAGACCAAUAGAAGGAAAGCUGGGUCCUAAACAACUAAAGGCAUGUGUUGAGAAACGUAAUCAAGAAGCAGCACGUAAAGCGGCAAGCUAUGAAUUAUUGCUUGUGGAAGAGCCCGGAUAUUUGGAGGCUGAAGGAAUAGAAAAGACAUACAACAUAACGCAAAAGAAUUUGAAAGAAAGUGUAGACGAGGCUACCGCCACAAAGAUAUUUAAUCUUGAUUUAAAAACUUUCGGACCAUAUUCAUUGGAUUACACUCGUAAUGGACGGAAUAUGUUGAUAGGAGGACAUAAAGGUCAUUUGGCAACUUUUGAUUGGCAGGCAAACAAAAGGAAUUGUGAAAUUCAUGUUAAAGAGACGACUCGAGAUGUGAAAUGGCUGCACAAUGAACUUUUCUUUGCUGCCGCACAAAAAAAGUAUGUAUUUAUAUAUGAUCACAACGGACUUGAAGUGCACCGACUAAAGAAACACAUCGAAGGAAACGCCGGAUGGCUAAAAUAUCAAGACACCUCCACUGGGAAAUUGGUAUCCGAGUGCAGAACAAAGCUGGGUCAAUGCGAUGUGAUGACUCAAAAUCCGUGGAAUGCAAUAAUUAAUUUGGGACAUAUUAAUGGCACAGUCACUCUAUGGUCUCCAAAUAUGUCGACACCUUUGGUUAAGAUGCUGACGCAUCGAGGCCCAGUUAAAGCGCUCGCGGUAGAUCAUACAGGAACCUACAUGGCAUCUGCCGGCCUGGACGGUCGUUUGAAAUUGUGGGACAUACGAACUUACAAAUGUCUUCAGGAGUAUUUUACUCGAACACCCGCCUGUUCAUUAUCCAUAUCGCAGCUAGGUCUUUUGGGUGUUGGAUGGGGGCCUCACGUUACUGUUUGGAGGGAUGCCUUUAAAACAAAGCAGAAAUCACCGUAUAUGAAUCAUCUGCAACCGGGAGCCCAGAUACGGGACAUUCACUUUUGUCCAUAUGAAGAUGUUCUUGGUUUUGGUCAUUCUGACGGUAUUUCGAGUAUAUUAAUUCCAGGUUCCGGAGAACCUAACAUCGAUAGUUUAGAGGUAAAUCCAUAUCAAACUAAGAAGCAGAGACAAGAAACCGAAGUUCAUAGCCUUCUGGAUAAGAUACAACCUGAAAUGAUUACAUUAGACCCCACAUUUAUUGGCAAAGUUGACAAAACUUCAAAGGAAUUACUAUCAAAAGAAGAGGAGGAGGAAAGAAGCAAAGGCAAAGAAAAAUGGGAACCACGAUACAAAGCACGUGGUAAAAGCAGUGCAUUGAAGAGAUACCUUCGUAAGAAACAGAAGAAUGUGAUUGAUGAACGAAGGAUGAAAAUUCAACAACAAAUUGAACAAGAAAAAGAAGCGCGCAAGAAAAGAUUACGUGGCGACAUUGAGGAUGAUAAGACCCCAACAGCUUUGGAUAG
Molecule: messenger RNA, 1472 nt
Organism: Acaulospora morrowiae
Lineage: Eukaryota; Fungi; Glomeromycota; Glomeromycetes; Diversisporales; Acaulosporaceae
Source: the annotation of a GenBank genome assembly